GUUAGCUUCAGAGCGUAGAGGAAGUAGAGCGACUGUUGACUUCGAACGGGUUGUUUACUUCGGAGAAGGAGAUAAGAAGCACAAGGAUGGCGAAGAAAUUUCACGAGUUCACCGCCAAACUCUUAACGGGAGAAACGUUUAAUUUUUCCUCCCUGCAGGGCAAAGUUGUCCUCAUUGAGAAUGUGGCGUCUCUUUGAGGUACGACCGUCAGGGAUUACACCCAGAUGAACGAGCUCCACGAGCGGUACGCCAGCAAGGGGCUCGUAAUCCUGGGAGUGCCCUGCAACCAGUUCGGCCAUCAGGAGAACUGCAAGAAUGAAGAAAUUCUUCUGUCUCUCAAGUACGUCCGUCCUGGAAAUGGCUUUGAGCCCAAGUUUCAGCUCCUGGAGAAGGUAGAUGUGAAUGGGAAGGAUGCCCAUCCCUUGUUUGUGUUCCUGAAAGAGAAGCUCCCGUCCCCCAGUGACGAGCCAUUCGCCCUGAUGACUGACCCGAAGUUUAUCAUCUGGAGCCCGGUCUGCAGGAAUGACGUGUCCUGGAACUUUGAGAAGUUCCUCAUUGGGCCUGAUGGAGAGCCGUUCAAGCGUUACAGCAGGAGGUUCCUCACCAGCGACCUUGAGGGAGACAUCAAGAAGCUCCUCAGCCAGGCAAACUAAUCAACCGUCCUGCAAAAAGUUGUUCAGCCAUCCUACAGCUUUCACUUGCACUAUGCCAGUGCCUAUGCCUUCACUUCAUCUAGGGAAAUGCUUUGUGCAUGUUUUUCCCAUCCAUAGCUUCUAUAGGUGGUGUACAACACUUUAACAGACCAGCUGUGCUCUCUUGUACACGAUGGCUGUGUCACUUUUUUUACUACAUGAAGACAUCCUCUGAAACCGUAAGGGGGGUAUCUGAUGAAUUGUAAAAGGGCGAACGCCUCAGCUUCAUUGGGUUCAUGUAAAGCACUGCUUUGGUUUGAUAUAUUAAUACAAGCAAUAAAUGCUUUUUCUCAAAUA
Monopterus albus (swamp eel) is the source of this 989-nucleotide messenger RNA. RefSeq names its product glutathione peroxidase 1b (gene gpx1b). The transcript has 2 exons. Gene Ontology annotation, cellular component: mitochondrion; cytosol. Gene Ontology annotation, biological process: glutathione metabolic process; response to selenium ion; hydrogen peroxide catabolic process. Lineage: Eukaryota; Metazoa; Chordata; Actinopteri; Synbranchiformes; Synbranchidae. Gene Ontology annotation, molecular function: glutathione peroxidase activity. The record is from RefSeq and is a predicted model, not a curated record.